Caenorhabditis angaria is the source of this 2018-nucleotide messenger RNA. The record is from the annotation of a GenBank genome assembly. Lineage: Eukaryota; Metazoa; Nematoda; Chromadorea; Rhabditida; Rhabditidae.
AUGUCAGUGGGAACUUCGAGAUCUUGUUUUUUGAUUGAUUCAUUGUUGGAUCAGAAGAAACCGCUGAAACGAGAAGAAGAGGAGCCUGAAUUUGGUGGAGGAGAAGAAGAAGAGGAUGAUGAUGAGGAAGAUGAAUGUUCGUCAUCUGAAAUUGCCAGGUUUGUGGAGUUUUUUUUUGAGUCAUGACGCUUCUUCACUCUAGAUUUUUGAUAAAAUAUUUUGUAGUUUUCGACAUGCUGAUCAUGAUUUUGUUAACUGAAAUUCCUAACAUGAGUAAAGUUAUGACGUUUUUUAAGAGAUUUUAAGAGCUGAGAACUAGCUUCAAAAAUAAUUUUCACUAAAAUCUUGUUGUUCAGAAGUGAAAUUUAUAUUUUCAAUUUCUAAUCAACUCGAGAAUUUUCCAGCAAAUGUUUUUUCCUGUUACUAUUGAUAUAGCACAACUUUUCCAAAGAAAAACAGCUCCAAUUUUAAAAACUUAAGGAUAGAUUCAUCAGGAAUCUGAAAUUUUUCUGAAAAACAUUAACAAUUUCUAAUGUAAGAAAAUUUUAUGUUUCGAUAAAUGUUAUUUGAACUGGAAAUCUGAAAACAAUGUUCACCUGCUCCACUACCAAUGUUUCAAAUAUGAUAUUUCAUUUUUCCACUCUCAAGCAUUUUUUCAGCUGCUUUUGUCUAAAAUUGUGUGAUUUUCAAUUUAUUGGGAACAUUUUCUCAAGAUUAACUGAAAAUUGCUUGUCUUUUCCCAGAAAUUUUAAAUUGUCUAAAAUUGUGGAAUAAUUGUUUUUCUCAGAAAUCGGUUCACAAUUUGAAAGACCAUGAAAUUUUCCAAAAUUAAUGUUAGUCUCACAAGUAAUUUAAAAAAAAAUGUUUAACCCACAAAACCACCUAAACAAUUCUGUAAACAAGACUUCAGCAUUUCUACCAUAUGAAUUUGUGUUUUUGUGGCAUCCUCACAAAAAAAAUAAAAAGAAAUUGUUUUUGAACACCACCACCAUUCAUUCAUCCAUCCUAAAGCUAAAAAGAAGAAAAAACCUUUCUUUUGUGGUACAUGUUAUUCCCGACACCCAGGCGCGUUUAAUAUUUCAUUAACCGCUUCGAGCAAAACAACUGUCUUCGUUUUUCUUUCUUUAUUCUGGUUUUUUUUUCCAGUGAAAACGAUAUGGAUACUGGUGGUUCGGAAAAAUCAUGUGAACCUUCAACACUUCAGAAAAUUAUCACCUCUUCUUUAGACAACAAAUAUUCACCAAUUAUCAAGAAAAAUAAUCAAUUAUUGGUGGGUUUUUCUACAUAUAUUUUUGAUAAAAAUCCUUAAAUUAGCAUUUUUUUCAGAAACCUGAAUGUUUUUUACAAUUCGAGUUAAGCAAUCAUCUCCGUCUAGUUCAACAAACAAUCCAAAUGAAUGUGUUGCAAAAUCUAGGACACACACUUUCUCUGCCAUUUGUUCAACCACUAAUCAAAGGUAUAUACAUACAUACAUAGAUUAGGAAAAAAAAAUGAGGAAUAUGAAUUUCAGGCCUUCCGAACACUCCAAAACGAGCAACUCCUACAAAACGCAACUAUUCAGAUCCCUCGCAGCAGCGACAAAAUCAGAAAAAGUAUCGAUGCGAUGUUUGUGACAAAACCUUCAGUAGGAGUAAUACGUUGAUCACACAUAAGGUAAUUUUAGAUCUUGAACUUCAGAAAAAUUUAUUUUCUAGAUGUUCAGUAAUUUUUGGAAUUUAUUUUUGUACUGUGAUAUUUUCAGACUUUUCAGAUUUCAAUAAUUUUUAAAUCUUUGAAGUUCUUUGAUUCAUAUAUCUGUAAAGAAUUUCCCCACAACCCAUAAAUUCCAGCGAAUCCACACUGGCGAAAAACCAUUCAAAUGCGAACAUUGUGGUCGAGCAUUCCGCCAACCUGGAAAUCUCACUCGGCAUCGUCUAACUCACACCACUGUCAAGCCAUAUGUCUGUGGUCUUUGUGACAAAGCCUUCAACCGCGCUUCCAAUCUUCAUACUCAUAUGAGAACUCACACAAAUCCAUGA